This is a messenger RNA of Fundulus heteroclitus (mummichog), 3878 nucleotides long. It is a transcript of the gene raver1, whose product is annotated as ribonucleoprotein, PTB-binding 1. Gene Ontology annotation, molecular function: RNA binding. The record is from RefSeq and is a predicted model, not a curated record. Bases 71 to 2320 code for a protein of 749 amino acids. The transcript has 15 exons. NCBI's taxonomy places the organism in Eukaryota, Metazoa, Chordata, Actinopteri, Cyprinodontiformes, Fundulidae.
UGUAUUGUUUAAACUGCUCAAAACCCGACCGAGCUUCAAGCUCGAUUAAACCUCCAACCAAACUGCGGGUAUGGCGGCCGCCGUGGCUCUCAGCACCACCUCAGGCACGGAUGACAGCGCGGACAGCGGGCCCACCUUUGCCUCUCGACUAUUUAGCUCAAAUAACGACCUCGCUACCGACACGGAGAACUUCAUGGCCGGUGAUGGCCACCGCUAUCCCGAAUUCGCUCCGGGGGAAGAAGACCCCACAUCGGGCCAGGAGAGUCAACGCAGGGUCGAGGAGGACUUGACACCGCUGAGCCCCGAAGAUGUCGAGAGCCGCUUGGAGAGAACUCGCCGGGAGUUUUACAACCGUAGGAAAAUAAUAAUAAAAAAUUUACCCCCGGAUGUCACCAAUCAGGAGGUCCACAAGCUGUUGGGAAGCUAUGAUCUGAAGUACUGCUUUGUUGACAAAUACAAGGGCACAGCAUUCGUGACGCUCCUCAAUGGCGAACAGGCCCAGUGCGCCAUCAAAAAGUUCCACCAGGUCCCGCUGCGGGACCGCGAGAUCUCGGUGCAGCUGCAGCCGACCGACGCCCUGCUGUGCGUGGCCAACCUGCCCCGGGCCUUCACCCAGCAGCAGUUCGAGGAGCUGGUGCGGCCUUUCGGCAACCUGGAGCGCUGCUUCCUGGUCUACAGCACCUCCACGGGCCACUCCAAGGGCUACGGCUUCGUGGAGUACAUGAAGAAGGACUCGGCGGCCAGAGCCAAGUCGGAGCUGCUGGGGAAGCAGCUGGGCUCCCGCAUGCUCUACGUCCACUGGACGGAGAUGGGCUCGCUGACGUACGCGCAGCUGCAGUCGCGGUGCCUGUGCGUGGACCGGCUGCCGCCGAGCCUCCUGACGGCCCAGGAUCUCCAGAAGGCUCUGGUCGACACCCAUGCACCGGUUUUCUGCCAGUUGGCUCAGGGACAGGAUGGAAGUUUCCGGCGUUUCGCCGUGCUGGAGUUCGCCACCGCGGAGAUGGCCGAGGAGACGCAGCGACUCGGAGACGGCAGGCUGCUGGGCGGGACGCACAUCCGGGUGUCCUUCUGUGCCCCCGGCCCUCCUGGAAGAAGCAUGCUGGCUGCCCUGAUCGCUGCACAAACGAUGGCUGUGAACAGAGGCAAAGGUCUCCUCCCUGAUCCGACAGCCAUGCAGAUACUCACAAGUCUUACUAACCCUGCCACCAUAAAGAUGCUGCUCAACACCAUGGCACAGGGACACAAGCAAGGCCUCCUUGGAGCUGCUCCUGUACUGCCGCUGCUGGCCAACCCUGCCCUGUCGUCUGCCCUGCUGCAGCUGCUCCUUCAGAACCAGGCCAAGGCCCAGCAGCAAGCCUUUCUGGGAAAUCAUCUUCUCUGGGCUCAGGCAGGACUCAUCGGGGAGAAUCCUCUGGCCGCUCUGCUCGUCCAGCAGGGAGUCCAUCUGCUCGGAGAUAUCCCUCAAGGGGGUGUAGUCCCAGGGCUGGGUCUGCAGUCAGAUGCCGUGCCCUCCCUGAAGCCGGUGCCACUUGGCAGAGGCCUGGCCAUGGAGCAGGAUUCCCUCACAUCAGCGUGCAGCUUCCCUCAGACGCCUUCUCCCACCCUGCCAGGCAUUUCCUUACCCCUGAUGGGUGGCAUGAUGGGGGCAGAUGGUCUCACAGCGCAAGGGGUGUCCAUGCUGAGCGAUCUUCCUAAAGAGAUGAACCUUCAACAGAGCUCUUUUCUCAAUGUCAACAAUGUUUAUCCUUCAGCAGCAAGCAGCAGACCUCAUCCCUAUAGGAAGAGGCCAACGCUAAGUAACGUGUCCAACCAGCACAUGCACCCCGCCAUGCAGCCGGAUUAUAACCUCCACUACCAGGAUCCCUACAGCCCCGAGUAUCCUUCACCUCUGCAUCAGGAUGCCUUGGCCUACUUGUACGAACAGCAGGAGAACGUCGACGUUGGAGCCUUGGCGGGAUUCGGUCAGCAGCAGUUUCCUCGUCAACCCGACUACGGCGAGCAGUUUUCCCACUACACGUAUGCGAGCGGCGCGCCGCUCUCCUCGUACUUCAGCUCAGGACCAGAAGCUUCCAGUAGCGGCUCCCUCCCUGCCACCCACCUCAACAAGGCUGUGGGAAUGCCUGCUGGAAGCCACGGUGCACACUGCCCUCCAGGCCAGGGGAGCGUCAUGAAGACGCCAGUAUGCAGCCAGAAGCGCGUUUUCUCCCGGCUCAUCCCGUCUCCAGAGCCGAGCCCGAAGGGAGGCUACGUGGGCCAGCACUCCCAAGGCCUCGGCGGCCACUACGCAGACUCCUAUCUGAAGCGGAAGCGUAUUUUCUGAGUAUUUAAAGUUCAGCCAUUUCACAUUUGGAACAAAGCAGCAUCUCCUGCAAAGGAUGCGAAGCCCCCCGUGGUCGACCCUGGACCUGUUUUUACUCCUGUGAAUGACCUCAAGGGGGCGCUGGAGAGUGCAGCCUGUUGUCUGGACAGUGGUAACUCUUUAUGGUGUGUGGAUUUUUUUUAUUUUUAUUUUGUUCUUCUCUGCUCCGUGUAAGUGUUUUUUGUAAAUUUGUUUUAUUUUCUUUUGUUUAACUUGUACAGUGAGAGAAAAAAAAAGGAAUAAGUAGCAACUGUUUUUAUUUUUAUUAUUCCUACAAUAAGUGUGAUGUGCUAGCUACAGAUUGUGCUGCUUCUUGAAUAUUUGGCUGUCGUACUCUCCACACUUUCCAAAGGGACGUGCAAAGUAUUAAAAACAAACUUUAUCUCAGAGGCUUUUUUUUAAGCAGCCUUUAAAUGUAAAAAGUUCAUGUUUUAUUUUUUUUUUAUUUUUUUCCCCUCUUUACCACAACGUUUUUCUGUUUUUUUGUUUUACUGUAAGACUGGUUUCAGGCAGGGUUUUUCUUUUCUUUGCUCAACAUGCAGCUUUCCAUCCAGCAAUGAUAAGUUGUAUGUCGAUGUAAACGGCGCUUUAUGAUUCGGCGAAUGUUUUUUUUUUUUUUUUUUCCCGAAGCUUUACGAUCCUUUUCACGUUGUUCUUGUCUCCAGAGUCCGUUCUGAGCACCGGUUGUCCACUCGGGAGGGCAAAGGUCACUGUCCUAACCUGUUCUCACCUGUGAAAGUUUCAGUUUCUUACACAUCUCUCCACAAAUCUGUUGUUUUUUUUGUUUUUGGGGUAUUUAUUUAUUCUCUGGCUGUAAAAUCAAACCUCAUCACCUUGUUGGUAUAAAUUAGCAGAUGGUGCCGCCUGUAGAUGGAAAAGCAAGUUUUGCGCUCUCGUCAGAGGUUGGAGCACUUCUCUUGAUGAGCAUGAAUUUUGGAGGCAGUCUGUUCCUUUUUUGUCUGGCGACAUGCUUAUAGAAGCUAGUCACUGAUUAGUCGGUAACAUAACUGUCCUCACCCCCCCCCCCCCCCUUCAAGUAAUUUAUGGUUGACAGUUUGAUUGUGAAAACCCCAUUACCUCUGACUUCUGCUAUAAAUGCAGCUAUACUUGAGCCUUAACGUUGUUUUCUGUGGUGAUCAUCCUACUCUGUGUUGGCUUCCAUCUACAUUUUCCAUUUCUGUGUUUGCUGUGUAAAUAGUUGAAGCUUGAUUUUUCUUUUUAGAGUCCUGAAGGUAUUUUCUUUUUUCCUGCCUACCUGUGGCAUUUUUUUUUUCUUUUACAAGGAAUUUUCCAGCUUUGUGUUUUGGUUUUGUGUUCCCGGUAUGUUUGGAAAAAACUGGACAUUUUUUUUUUAAGAAUGGUGCAACGGUCCAUGCUGCGUAUGGACCAAGAGAUGCAGCUGUAUUGUGUGUUCAUUAGCCACUAUCAACGAAUUAACUGCUGUCCUUUCAUCUGUACCACCAUGAGUGUCACUGUAUGUUUGUGUGAUGAGUGCAAGUAAAUGUUGUUUAAAAUCAAU